Molecule: messenger RNA, 3376 nt
Organism: Microtus oregoni (creeping vole)
Lineage: Eukaryota; Metazoa; Chordata; Mammalia; Rodentia; Cricetidae
Exons: 21
Coding region: 119-3376 (1085 amino acids)
Source: RefSeq, a predicted model, not a curated record
UGUUCGGGGUCUCUUUUGGUUUGCUGUUGAGCUUUGGAAACCCUGAGGCGUGACCAGUUUUCAGCCUUCAAAACCGAGAUGAACUGCUCUUGAGAGAGGGUGUAGUCAGGGAGGAAACAUGCUCGGUCUCUCUCUCCUGAGCCGGGGACAUGGGAAGUUGGUCCAGGACAAACAGAAGUUGGAAGUCUAUUUUGAACCAGAGGACUAUUUGAACUGGAAGUCCCCGGAAGACUAUGUCCUAGUCAGCAAACCCCAGGAUGGAGACAGUGCCAGCCAGCACUCCUGGAGCCUCUUUCUUCCUAAGACCUUCAGCACAAGAAAGGGGGCACUGAUCCUGUACUCAGAGGGGUUAGCUGUGUCAGCGUGGACACCCAAAGAGAGGAGAAGAGGUCACUGGAAGAAGCCAGACCUUGAACUGCACACGCUUCAAGACCUCAAAGAAGCCAUCUUGGCUUAUGGAAGGAGACAGAGGGAGCAGGACAGAGCCUGGCAACCUUACCUCUACUUCCGAAGCAAGCCAGAGAGCCAGACUCUACGGCAGAUCCAGCCUGGGUAUUCGGCCAAGAGAUAUCUCCGGGGCCUUUUGCGGACAUGGCCCCCAGAUACCAUGUACAGACUUCAGUGCGCAGGACACAUCAAGGAUUCCGUGCUGCUCCAGGACAGUCAGCUUGGGAUACCCAAGAAUCUCAGGCCGCAGCAGGAUCUCUCGGGUGCUCCCCGAAAAUACCAUCUCCUGCCUGUCUACCCUCCGUUUUGGAUUCAACAGAGACCGUCUUACGAACGAGGCCUGAAGGAAGAGGAAGCUGGCACGGGUGCUCAUGUAGACCAGGGCUCUGCCGCCCAGAACCACAGCAAUCCGUGGACCCAGCCAACACCACUCAGGAAGCAGUCACGGCGGGAAGAUGAACGCCAGGCUGAGGAAGCCCUGCUAGAGAGCCACCUCUAUGUCCACACCUCGGAGGAAAGCCACAAUGAAAAGACACAGCCAGCCUCCAGAAAGGCCCUUGGGCAUGCCCGCAUCAGUCACCUCCAGCUUCCUAGCGACAGAGACCUCUUCACCGUCUACAGCGGUGCCUUCCCAGAUAAUCAAGGGAACAUGCAACCCCACAAGACCAGAGGCAGUUGCUUGUCCCAGGAGCCUCCUGUUAGAGGGUGCCUUCUCCCUCCUAUACCAUCUGCCACGGGCUCAGAACAAAGAGCUCUCGGGGAAACAAAGAAAAAAAAGGCGCCAAAGGCUCUGAAAUUACCUCCUAUUUCAGAAGAAUCACCCAGAGUCUUCAACCCCCUGAGGAGCCGUUUUAAAACCAAUGAACCCCCAAUGGAGCUCUUCAUUAUCCCAAUGGAGAUUCAUUUUCAUGCCCCACGGGCCCCCAAAGAAAAGGCCUGCAGGAGAGGUGCUCAGCACCCUGACUCCGAUCCAGAACCAGAAGAAGCCACAACUUUAUGGCAGCCUCAGCUGAAGCAUCUGUACUUAGAAAGGCCCAGGGGGAUAACUGUGCAUCUCCCAGUGGCCAGUGGCCAGGACACACCCUCACCUCAAGGAGAUGGUGAUAUCCUGGUCCAGAGCGAGGACCAACCAGUGGGUCUCCUACUCCCAAUUAAAGAACGCAAAAGUUCAAAGGUCCAGAGGGACAUGGACAGCCCCAGGACCUCAGGUGGCCCAAGAGAGAGAGCACUGCCAGAAAAAACAGAAAACUCCAGAAAUCCCACACUGGGACACUUCUUGCUGAGUACGGAUGGUGAAAACUCCCACCAGUCUCUCGCGAGGCGCAUGGGUACAGAGGUGCUUCCACUGAAACAAGCAAACACCAAAUCCAGAGCCAAUCUUCAUCGAACUCCUUAUGAAACCUCCUCACCUCUGACUCAAGCAACAGAGAAGCAGGAACAUGGAGAUGAAACUGACUCCCAUGAAGAACCAAGAGGACCCCACAGAGGGAAUGACAAAGACAGCCAAGACCCAGAGCUAAGGGACCUGACUCUUGACCACUUCAGUAGUCCCGUGGAUGAGUACAACCAGACCUCUGAGGCUGACACCGUGAAAAGCACGGACAGGGAUGUGCACGGAGGACUACUAGAACAUGAGCCUGCAUCCCCAGAGAAGCUGGGGUCUGAGACUGCAUCUCUUCUUCCAAGGAAAAAAAAUAAGAAGACGGAACCGAAACCCAAAUCGUUCGGCCAGCACACCUCAGCUGCCGCCAGUCACGGAAAGGAUUUGGUUGACAAGGCAAAGAGGAAGAAAAGAACCAAGACAAACAAGGCCAGAGGACCCAAAACAGAGAGAGAAGGAAGGGUCUUGGGGCACGCAGAGGCUGCUGGAGGAAAGUCAAAGGAUUCAAGAACUGAAAAGAAAUCAGAGCUAAUUCCUAGAGAAAAGAAACCGAGGAUCAAAGUGAAAAGGACACAGAAAGAGAGGAACGCGGAGACGGCGGAAGAGCUGAGUGAGCCCGACGUCGCUAACGCCAAGGAAGCAGGUGGUACCUCAGAGAAAGGGCUUCUCCGUCCACACUCUGCCACCGAGGAGCCUUGGCUUUCUCCUGAAUCGGAUGCUCUGGAGAGCCAGGUUUUUAUAGACGGAAGAUUGUCACACACACAGGCCACGGGUGUCAUUAACAACAUGGAAUCUGAAAAAGAGAGAAGCCCUGAAGACCCUUCUAAGGCCCUCCUGGAUAAGGCUUCUCGGGACAGAAUUCGCCUAGAGAGGGCAGAGAUGAGGCGGCUGGAGGUGGAGCGGAAGAGAAGGGAGCAGGAAGAGUUGGCCAGGCUCCAUAAGGAGCAGCUGGAGAGAGCAGAGAAGAUGAAGGAGGAGCUGGAACUGGAGCAGCAGAGGCGCGCUGAGGAGAUCCGCCUGAGGAAGCAGAGGCUGGAGGAAGAGCGGCAGCGGCAGGAGGAAGAGGAGAGGAAGAGGAGGCGCCAGCUGCAGGUGGCCCAGGAGAGAGCCCGACAGCAGCAAGAGGAGCUCCGGAGGAAACUACAAGAACUGCAGAGAGAAAGGCAGCAGAAGGAGGUGGAGAGGGCUGAGGCGGAGAAGCAACGGCAGAGAGAACUGGAAACGCAGUUGGCAGAAGAACAGAAACGCCUGAUGGAAAUGGCUGAAGAAGAACGGCUGGAGUACCAGUGGCAGAAACUGGAAGCAGAAGAGAAGGCUCGGCGGGAGGCUGAGGAAAAGAGGCAACGGGAAGAGGCGGCGGCAAAACUGGCUCUGGAGGAAGCCAUGAAACUUGCCCAGGAGCAAGACAGGCAAAAAGCAGCUUUGGAGAAACAGCUUCGUUUUCAUCAAGAACUCUUAAAGGAAGCCAGCGGUCUGCAGUGGACACAGAACAUUUCCAGACCAUGGGUCUACUCAUAUUUCCAGUUCCUACAAAUCCCCAAGCCGUAA